Molecule: messenger RNA, 1945 nt
Organism: Sodiomyces alkalinus F11
Lineage: Eukaryota; Fungi; Ascomycota; Sordariomycetes; Glomerellales; Plectosphaerellaceae
Exons: 3
Coding region: 62-1945 (627 amino acids)
Molecular function (GO): protein binding
Source: RefSeq, a predicted model, not a curated record
CACCGAGUCAUCCAACCCCGACACCCUUUGUUUGGUCGGGUAAUAUAGUUUCCAAUCUUCCAUGUCGAACUCGAGGUUCGUAUUGGAUGGGCUAUGGCGAUGCUUAUGCCCUUCCAUUGACCCAGCUGUCGCAUCUCGGCUGCUUCGAUCUCCCGCUCCCCUUCUCCCCAGACGAGUUCAUGCAACGCCGCGACGAGCUCCCGUUUCGAGAUUCGGUUCCAGAACACGGCCGUGUCAUGUACAACAACGGCAAUAUAGCUUCACGGCCACCGCAACUUCUCCGGCUCCCGCCCCUCGACGCAACAGCCGAGCGAACGACGAUAAGGGGAGAAACGCCAACCCGGCGCGAACCUUGGCCGAGACACCAUCGCCCAAAGAACUGGAUAAGAAUGUGUUACGCUCAGCCUCGACGGAGCAAAUUACCGAAGCCCUGCAGGUUUUGCGGAAUCGCCCGGACGGUUUCCUCGUCACCGCCGCUCUUGUGAAGCACCUUGUCCAAGAGCGCGGCGAGCUGCCGAAUCCAAGGAUGUACGAGUGCUUGAUAGCGAGCGCGCGCGACACCAAGGGCUCGGCCGACAUGUUGGCGCAGCUACUGGCUGAGAUGAAGACGUUGAAGUUUCCUACGGGCUCACGGCUUUGUCAUGAGGCCUUGCAGGUCCUCGCGGUCCAUCCAAACUACCUCCUCCGAAACGAGAUCCUCUCGGCCAUGCAAGAAUCGUGGACCGAAAUCGACGCCAACGGCCAAUGCAGCAUCGCCCUGGGCCUGCUGCGCGACGGCCAAUACGAGCUGGCCGCCUCCAAAUUCGACGACAUCCUCGACAAAUAUGCCGCCGACGUGCCCCACUGGAUGAUUGACAUCUUCAUCCUCGUCUUCCUGCAGAAGGGCUUCCUGGACGAGGCCGUCCGCAUGGCCCACGUGAAGCCCCACGCCACCGCCGCCGAGGGCAUCCCGCUGCCGCUCUGGCACCAGCUCCUCGACGCCUGCAGCCGCGCCUCUCACUACGUCGGCACCAGCUACGCCUGGAACUGGCUCCUCGAACACGACCGCCGCGUCCUCCCGGACGGCCUCCUGCUCAACGUCCUCCACACCGCCGCGCGCCACGCCGACCCGCACCUGGCCACCCAGGUCACCGACCUCCUCUCCGCCCGCGGCGCCAAGUUGGCUCUGCACCACUACGAGGCCCUCGUCGACGCCUACGCCGCGCACCGCGACCUCGACGGCGCCCUCCGCGUCCUCUGCAUCAUGCACGACGCCCUCUCCGUCGUCCCGGACGGGAGCACCCGCUCCCUCUACCUCGCCCUGCGCUCCCAGCCCGCCCUCCUGCCCAAGGCCCUCGACGCCCUCGAGCGCCUCCUCCUGUCCGAGCACCGCCACGUGCCCCUCCAGGCCGCCAACGCCGUCCUCGAGGGCGCCGUCGCGGGGUCCGGCUUCGACGCCGCGCUGGACAUGUACCUCGACUGGCCGCGCUACACCCGCGCCCGCCCCGACUGCGUUACCCUGCGCCACCUGCUCCGCGCCUGCGACGACCCCGAGACCCUGCGCCUCCUCGUCUCCGAGAACCCGGACGCCGCCCUCCGGGGGGACCGCGCCUCCUUCGAGCGCGCCGUGCGCGAGUUUGCCCGCGUCGGCGACUUGGAGAGCGCGUAUCGCUGCGUGGAUAUGCUGGGCGCUACUACUCCUGCCCCUGCCCCGCCGGCAUGGUUGUCGCGGGAGACGGGGCUGGUGCUCGUGCGCCGCUCCCUGGAUGCCCGCGACGAGCGCGUAUGGUGGCUCUUGGAAGAGGCCGAGCGGCGCGGCCUCGACUUGCGCACCGGGCUAGCCAGACUGCUUGCCGUGUGGGAACAGGAUCGAGAACCGCCGACAUUCAAGUCGAGGAGGGAGCUGACUACGGGGCGACGCGUCUUGGGUGGUGGAGGGGACGUGGAUGCUGAUCCGGUGGACUGA